Molecule: messenger RNA, 3306 nt
Organism: Symbiodinium natans
Lineage: Eukaryota; Dinophyceae; Suessiales; Symbiodiniaceae
Source: the annotation of a GenBank genome assembly
AUGGGCCCGGCCACAGCGACAGUUUCCGGCAUAGAAGGCUGUAGCCCACCGGAGUCCUGCGGCUGGACCUUGGCAUUGGUGGAAGCUCGAAUCCCGUCGCGCAUCGUCGCCUUUUUGGAGACGGAGCUCCUGCCAGAUGGUGGCCGGCUGACUUUGAGCACAAGCGAUUUCCGUGGGCAAGACCUUGUGAAGGGCCAACGAUAUGAAUAUGCCCUUAUACAGACGAGCGACCCAGAUGCUUUGGCAGCUCUCAAGCUGGCAGCGCCUGCAGAUAUUGAUGUAGCGGAGAGCCUGGGUGCGAAAGUUGCAAAGUCUGAUCUGUUUGUUGCCGAUGCGCCACCAAUGGACGGCAUCGUGACCAUGACGCCGCAGUCUGGCCUCGCCGUCACCACUGCAUUUUCAGGAACAACAAGUUGGGUGGAUGAGGCGUUGGAGCAGAACACAUUCGCCUUCUACAUAUUCCCGUCCGAGCAGAAUGACACAAUCUUCUCUGAUGGUUCUGGAGGCAUCACAGUCAAUGGAACAUUCGCACAUCCAUCAGUGGAUUUCACGGACACUUCCAGCCCAAACUAUUGGACCAAGCUGGGCGGAACUUUCUUGAGGAACGUGUCGGCGAACGCUAGCCGAUGGGAAGUUUCUGUGGCCGCAGGUACUUACUUCACUGCAGCCGUUGCCAGAGACCCUUUAGGAGCAAUCGCGGUCGCCUAUGCGCCUGGCCCGGUGGUGGAAGUUCCGGCAGGUGGCCUCAGUGCGGAAGAAGCAAGUGCGGCGCUAGAUGCGGCAAUGGAAAGUGCAGAUCCGGCAGUGAUCUUGGGCAUGCUGGACUCUCUGAACUCAGUUCCAGUGGCAUCCAAUGACACAGCCGGUCAGGCAGCAGCCACCGCAAAGAAGUUCGAGGCGCUGAAAGCCGCAUCUGACGUUGUGGAGACAGACGCAGGAAGCCUGCAGAAGUUUGGCAGCGUGGUGACCGAAGUCCUAAAGGCGGCGGCGACCAAUGGCAGUGCGACUGCGGAUGCUUCAUCAGCUGAUCAAGCGUCAGAUGCUCUUACCAACGUGCUGGAAGCAGCACUGGGUUCGGCAGGUGUGGACGUGGCUGCCGGCAACGCGUUGCUGAGCUCUAUAUCCGCUGUUGGGGACAGCUACGCUGCUGUGCAGACAGGGCAAGCAGAAGCUGCGGCGGCCAGCCGCGCUGCAAAGCUUGAAGUCAUGACCUCGCAACUCGGUAGCGCGGCCCUGGCGACGACACCGGUGGGCGGCUCAACUACGCUGAGCUCCGUGGACGACACGGGCAAGGGCUUGGAAAUAAACGUUCAGAAGGAGGACAUCGGCACGGCUUUGAAUAACGGAAUUACUGGCAAUGGCUUGCAGAUACCUGGUGCCUCUUUGGGCUCCCUUGCUGGACGACGUCUCCAAAGUAGCGGAUGCAGUACGCUGGCGGUCCAGCAGACUGACUGGGUGCAAAGCAACCCAUUCGGGUAUUUGAAUUCCAGCAUCGGUAUCAAUCGCUACGUUCCAACGGCUGCAACGGUCAAAGUGUUGGAGCUCAAGCAAUGCGAUACCCUCGUGACGGUGCCAAAUCUGGCUGAACCCAUCGCCAUGACUUUAGCCUUGCCUGCACUUCCAGAGCUGGCGCCGGAGGGCUAUGUAUUCGAGCCAGUUUGUGUGCAGCUGGAUCCGCUGGGCCAGGCGAUGCAUAGAGAGCAAGGAUGGUCCACAAGUGUCACGUCCUGGUUCCUCCCUACCAGCUACACAGCUACCACAGUUGAUUGCGUUGCCACAACAUUGGGCGGUGCAUAUGCUGGCAUCUACUUGCCUGUGCCACUGGCAACGACGACCUCAAGCUCGACGCGUACGGCCUCUGUCACCUCAUCCAUGACUUCGACCACCACCACAACAACCUUUGUGGCUUCAGAUGUGGGGAUGAUGGUCGGAACCUCGGUCGCUUCCAUCGCCUUCGUCAUCGUCGUUGGCCUAUGUGUUUGGCAGGCACAUGCAGGAAACGUGAACCUGAAGGUGAAUAUCGAUGCAAAGGCCUCCUGCAAAUGGAUGACCGAGUCUGUCAAGACAGCCAAAUUGGGGGUGCGGGCCUUUGAGCCACGCAGAGAGCCCAGACCGGCAUGGGAAGGUGAGCCGUCUCCGCAAGUUGAGGAGGUGAAGCCUGGUCCUCACACCCAGCGUGAUGCUCAAGAGCACUUCUGGGAUUGGGCACGGGAUGUGGCCCAGUCUGCUUCUCAGCCGGAGUUGCCUCGCGGUACCUCCUUUGGAUUCGGCCAGUCUGUGGCAAGUACUCCUCCAAGCAUGCCGAGGCCACAUAUCCCAGUAGCCAGACAACCUGACGAUAAGGAGGAGUACUUUCAAAGCUUUGCUCAGGAACUCAAUGACAUUAUUGGGUCCGGCAUGCCAAACAUGAUCGCCGACACACCUGCCAUGCCCAAGACACCACCCCCGCCACCUCCAAAGCGCAAUGCGAUCCCGGACAUCGCUCCGCCGACGACAGCGUGGUCCCAAAGGCUCAGUCAGAGGUCAAUUACCACAGAAGCGACACCUUCGCUGCCGCCGCCGCCACCUGUGCUAGAAAAUGCUGAGCGCAUUGACGUGCGGGUGGACCAAGCCUUUUCUGAUUGGGCCAACGACUUCGCACUCUGCAUGCCUCCAAGCCCAACACAGGCCAAAGGCAUACCUCCGCCUCCCCCACCCCGCCGUGCACCGGCACAGAGCACCCUGCCUUUGCCCCCACCAAGACCUCCGAGCAUAGCCAGCGGGAGCAGUGGCAGACUAAGUCAACAGCCCUUACCCACCUUGCCCCCAUCCUCAUCUGCCCGUGAGUUCGAUCCACAUGAGUGGAACCAACUCUCCCAUCGUCCAAGCUUUGCGCUCGUUCAAGCAGCUCCCAAGUCGAUGAGCCCGCCACAACCCCCACCACCGCCAAGGCCGCCAAGAACUGAUGGAGACCAGCCAAGGCAGCCCGUCGUGCCACCCGCACCGGCUGAGCAUCGGAUCCCCUUGGCACCACCACCGCUUUCAGGCGUACCGACGCAGGCACCCCUGCCACCUCCCCGGCCGAACGGUGUCCUGGACAAGCCAGUGACUCCACCAGUGAUGACACGCGGCGACCGUCCAGGCGUGCCGCUCGUCCCACCAUCGGUGAGCACACUGAGGCCGGGAUCCCAGUUGGCGAUGCCACUCCCCAAGCAACAGCCGCUCCAACCUCCAGGAGUGCCUGAAGGUGCAGAGUAUGACGUCAUUGAUGGGCCAGACGGGAGAAGCUCACCGCAUAGUGAGGAGAGCGCCCCAACUCCUCGAUGA